Molecule: messenger RNA, 1650 nt
Organism: Anopheles cruzii
Lineage: Eukaryota; Metazoa; Arthropoda; Insecta; Diptera; Culicidae
Gene: nord
Product: protein NDNF
Exons: 5
Molecular function (GO): protein binding
Source: RefSeq, a predicted model, not a curated record
AUGUCCAAAUCAUACUCCAUCAGACUGACGGAAACGAGUCCACUUUCCAUCUCACUGACGGCGAGCUGCACCAGGAAGGAUCAACCGGCCUCGCCACCGCUCAGCUGGUGGGUGCUCCAGGGAGAGCGCUAUGUGGCCGCCCCGUCGAACGGAAGCAGCUUCUUCCGGGCGUGCACCCAGCGCGGUCUCUACCAGGUGGUGGUGAACGUGACGGGACUGGCCGCGGACGAAGGCUGUAGUUACCGGCUGGCGUACAAUCGCAAGGGCGCCGAAGAGUACCGCCGCUGGCCGUUCCGCAAUCUGACCGCACCGUCCCGCAUCAAGGUGCAGCAGCAGCGGCGCCGGUACGUGGCGCUGGUCAAGUGGGAAAAAAGCAAGCUGGACAUUCACGCGAUGCGCUACUGUCUGGCGGUGAGCACGGGCCGGCGCCAGCGGUCCCUCUGCCAGGCGCUCGGCAACUCCGUCCUCCGUCCAGCCUGCGACUCAAUCACCAUCAACGACUAUCUGCACCGGCUGGUGCCACGCGACGAACGCAAGCUGGACGCGGGCACGGAGACGACACUCGUCUGCACCGGAACCCGGACGAGGCAGCUGAUCCGGGGAAUGAAACCGAACGUGACGUACUACGUGGACGUGUUUGCGGUCCACUCGCGACACAACAACCUCUCGUUUCUGCUCGGCUCGUCCCAGGUGCAGCUGAACCGCACCCGGCCGACGCAGCUGAUCGAGGGGAAGAUCGUGAUCGGCAAGCUGUCCACGCUCGGCGGGUUGGCGCUGUUCAGCUUCAAGGUGCCGAAGCGCUCGCCAAACAACUUCUUCAAGCUUCACCUAACCCCGUGCGGAGGCUCGGUCAACGUGGAGAUCCUGAAGCGCCGGCACCGCGUGAUGGAACCGAUCUGGGACGUGUACUACCCGAGGACGAUCACCGUCGGGAACGUGCAGCCCGGCGACCGCUACUUGAUCCGCGUGUACGAGGGCGAUGACAGCUCGCGCAUGAACCGCAUCCAGGUGGCCGUCAGCUCGCGCGAGGACUUCCUCGACCUGCCGCGGAUGCCGGCCAACACGAGCGUCACCGAGCUGGUGCCGCUGCGCAAGUGUCAAUCGAGCACCGUCGCCUGGUUCGGCUCGCCCCAGCCGGACGUGACAUACUGCGUGUACGUGUUCAAGCUGUCCCGGGCGCAGUACUACAACAACGUGAAGAUCCCGACGUACUGCGAGCUGGAGAGCCGGGAAGUGUGCAAUCACCCUCAGUUCCACAACAAACACUGCUUGUGAGUCUCAGACUGCUACCAGAGAGGUCAGUCCGACCACAAUCCGCUCUCGCUCGACAUUCCCAACCUGCAGCCGGAACACUACUACUCCGUGUUCGUGACGGCCGUUCCACCGCGCGGCCGCAGCCUACCGUACAAGUCGGUCCGCAUCAAAACGGCCUCGUACUGCCCGACGGACACCAACCUGAUCGUGGCCCGCAAGGCUGCAAGUGCCGGCAAGCGACGGAACCCACCCGGCCAGGGUCGAACCGUGGCACGGAACAGUCUCACCGAUACCGGCGGCCCGGUGGCCAAGCGCCUGGCGAGCCGGAGGAUCCCGGCGGCGGCGGCAUCGGCUGCGGAAUCACCAAAGCGUCCGAAGGUCUAGUGCCGAGCCCUU